AUGUCGAGCUCGGUGUUUCAAAUUCUUUUUCUUCCGGUUUCCCUCACGGAACAAGCAUCCGGAGCUGCACCGGGACUUGCAAGGUCUCCCCCCCUGGUGAAGGGUAAUUGCACCCGAACAUGUGGUGGCAUCGCCAUUCCCUUCCCGUUCGGGAUUGGAAUCGGGUGUUUCCUCAGUGAGUGGUUCGAGAUUGUCUGCAAGGAAAGCAACAACGUCGCCAUCCCCAUACUGAACAAGGCCAACUUGACGGUGCUCAAAAUCUCGCUACCCAAUUACCAUGAUGGAACGAACGGCAUGAUCAGCGUUAGUCUUCCGAUAAUCUACUCACCAAAUGGGACCUGCAGGGGACACGGAAGCUUUGCGCCUGUGAGCUUGAAAGGAAGCCAGUUCAUCUUCUCUGAGUCGAGGAACGUCUUCGCCGCUGUUGGUUGCAACAUAUGUGCUCUAUUGGAUAACACAAUGUCUGCUGUCAUAGGGUGCCAAAACAAAUGCGAAAAACAACACGACAUCAUUAGGAAAAUGAAUUGUUCGGGCAGCGACGGAUGCUGCCACACCACAAUUACCUCGGAUCUUCAGGCUUUCAGCGUCACUUUCCGGCCGGACAACAAAACAGCAGAGAAUAAAUGCGAGUAUGCCUUCUUGGGAGAAAGGUCGCAGUUCACACCUUCAACUAUAGACUUCGAUGAGUUGGAGGCGAGUGGGCAUUUCCCAGCGGUGCUAGAAUGGGGGAUAGCUAAUUCCUCCCAAGCUGCGCAAGAAAUUUACAAAGGUGGCUUCAUCUCCGACGAUUCCUAUUUCUGCAGCAGAUGUUCUUGCCAUACGGGCUUCACCGGUAACCCCUAUAUUAAACAUGGAUGCGAAGCUAACGCCCCCAAAACAUCAGUAGCUGCACCUAGUCUUGCAAAGCUUAACUGCACUGAAACAUGUGGGAACGUCACCAUUCCCUUCCCCUUCGGCAUGGGAGCCGGGUGUUUCUUGGAUGACUGGUACCAGAUCAUCUGCCUACAAAACAACAUGGUUCCCAUUCUAAAGAAGAUUAGAUUGCGUGUUCUCCACAUUUCACUCCCCGAUGGCCUGAUUAGUGCCCGUCUUCCUUUAAUUUACUCAAAUGCAAGCUGUAGGGGCGGCGGACUUGGUGAGUCGGUGAGCUUUGAAGGAGGUCCAUUUGUCUUCUCCCAGAGAUGGAAUGUCUUUAUAUCGGUCGGUUGCAACACCCUAGCAACAGUGAAUACAACAGAUUCAGCUGUUGUUGGUUGCAGGUCUAAAUGUGCUGGAACCAGCACUAACAUUAGCCAGUAUCAUGGUGCUUGUUCCGGGAGGGACAGAUGCUGCCAGACUAUGCUUCCCUUUAACCUUCAGGGCUUUAGUGUGGAUUUCAAAGAAGAAGGUGAAUAUCAGGGGUGCAAUUACGCUUUCCUGGCAGGCAUCGGGUUCUUGAGGUCUGACUCUACAGGUUUAUAUGAUUUUAGAUUGGACGAUACUGUUCCAGUGGUGUUGGAAUGGGGGAUUGCAAGCAAUACCAACUUUGCACUUGACCUUACCCGGCAAGCUUACAAAGAAAAAGACAGGUCCAACUAUUAUGAUUCUUUCACCUGUGACAGAUACAGCCUCUAUGCCAAUGUAGAUGAAAUCCCAAUUAUGCAGUGCUUUUGCGGGAGUGGGUAUCACGGUAACCCCUAUCUUAUUGAAGGAUGCAAAGAUAUUAACGAAUGUGGAGAUUCAAAUCUAACUCGUUGCCCCGACAGUUGUGUGAACCAACCGGGCAGCUAUGAGUGCGUCAGUGAUGGUAGAAGGACCGAUGUUAAGGAAAGAGCUACAUCUUUUCUUAUCUACAUUGGAGCGGGCCUUGGAGCACUAGGAAAUUUGUUGCUUUUCUCUUGGUGGUUGUACAGAGUCAUCAAAAAGAGAAGAGAAGCUAAGCUCAAGGAAAAGUACUUUAAACGAAACGGUGGUCUUUUGUUGCAACAACAGCUGUCUUCACCCGAAGGCAAUGUUGAGAAGAGCAAAUUAUUCAAUUCCAAGGAUUUGGAGAAGGCCACUGAUCAUUUCAACAAGGAUAGGAUACUGGGGCAAGGUGGACAGGGUACUGUUUAUAAGGGAAUGUUAACAGACGGAAAAAUAGUAGCUAUUAAGAAAUCAGAAGUGGUAGACGAGGGAAAAGUCGAACAAUUCAUCAAUGAGGUCCUCAUUCUCUCACAAAUCAAUCAUAGGAAUAUUGUUAAACUAUUGGGGUGCUGCUUGGAGACAGAAGUUCCUCUUUUAGUAUAUGAAUUCAUACCAAAUGGGACGCUGUACCAAUGUCUACAUGACCCAAAUGAGGAGUUUCAAGUGCCAUGGGACACCCGCCUACGAGUUGCAACCGAAAUCGCUGGAGCCUUAUCGUACUUGCAUUCAGCAGCUUCUAUUCCUAUUUAUCAUCGAGAUAUCAAGUCCACCAAUAUCCUGUUAGAUGAGAAAUAUCAGGCAAAAGUGGCAGACUUCGGCACUUCCAAGUCUGUUUCUCUCGAUCAAACUCACGUAACCACAUUGGUGCGGGGGACUUUUGGAUACUUGGAUCCAGAGUACUUCCAAACAAGUCAAUUUACAGACAGAAGCGAUGUGUACAGCUUUGCGGUGGUCCUUGUCGAACUCUUAACGGGACGAAAGCCAAUCUCUCCAUUGAGUGAAGAAGAAGGGAGAAACCUCGUGGCGUACUUUAUAAUUUCUAUGGAGGAGGAUUCUGUGUUCGAUAUGGUUGAUGCUCAAGUUUUGAAGGAGGGUAAGGAAGAAGAGAUUACAGCAGUUGCUAACCUCGCAAGAAGGUGCUUAAACUCCAUUGGGAGGAACCGGCCGAUGAUGAAAGAAGUGGCAAUGGAAUUGGAGAGAAUAAGGAGGCUCCGAAAUCCUUUGGAUUUCCAACAAAACCGAAGUCCUUCGGAUUUCCAACAAGAUCAAGAAACAGUCGAGGCCACUGAAUCUCAUGAUGCUAGUUUCACAUCUAGCAAGUCUUAUUAUGUGGACUUGGAUGUAACAGCAUUUUCGGAUGUGCAGCCAUUCGCACAUUGUGAAACAUGGUGAAGUCAGCUCUUUCUG
Molecule: messenger RNA, 3072 nt
Organism: Syzygium oleosum
Lineage: Eukaryota; Viridiplantae; Streptophyta; Magnoliopsida; Myrtales; Myrtaceae
Product: wall-associated receptor kinase-like 1
Exons: 7
Coding region: 1-3057 (1018 amino acids)
Biological process (GO): cell surface receptor signaling pathway; protein phosphorylation
Cellular component (GO): plasma membrane
Molecular function (GO): protein serine/threonine kinase activity; calcium ion binding; ATP binding
Source: RefSeq, a predicted model, not a curated record